CAAGAAACGCAAGGAACGCAAGAAAUAAACAAUAGGAAAAAUAUUAUUAUAAAUGUUAUAAAAUGAAAUCAACUUGAAAAAUUGUUCUAAUACGGGUCGAGGAGAUAAAUAUUUUAUUCACGAUUUCAAAAACUUGAAAAUAAGAUUUUAAAUUCCCCGCCACAAUAAGUAAACAAUGCUUUUUACCAUUAAUUAAAAUUAUAUUUUAUUCCUAAACAAUGAAAUAUCAAUGUUCCAAUUGUCAGAGUUGCUUAUUCUAUAAAUAUAAAUAAAAAAUUACCGAUUGCGGGGCUGUUUUAUAAUUAUGAUGACGUAAUCAAUCCCCCUUCUCUCUCUACAAUAAAAUUGCCUGUUGAUUGAGGGAGUUGGAACUCGGACUUUUACCCCAAGCUCCAGAUCAUUGUAAAACAUUCAAGACGUUCUGCUUUUAAUUAUAAUUCUGAUUCUAGGUCAAUUUAGUGUUAAAUUGUUUUUUCUGUAAAUUAAAUUUAUUUGUUAAAAAUAAAAGAAAAAAAAUGGCACGAGUUCUUGUUGGAGUUAAAAGAGUAAUCGACUAUGCAGUUAAGAUUAGAGUAAAGCCGGACAAGACAGGAGUGGUAACAGAAGGAGUGAAACACUCGAUGAAUCCUUUCGACGAAAUUGCCAUUGAGGAGGCAGUUCGAAUGAAAGAAAAGAAAUUCGCUCAGGAAGUAAUUGCCGUUAGUUGUGGACCAGCACAAUCUCAAGAGACAAUAAGAACCGCCCUCGCAAUGGGCGCCGAUCGUGGAAUUCAUGUCGAAAUCUCCGGUCCGGAAUACGAAUCCCUACAACCAAUUCACGUAUCAAAAAUUCUUGCAAAAUUAGCACAAGAGGAAAAAGCAGAUAUUGUUCUCGUUGGAAAACAGGCGAUUGACGAUGACUGCAAUCAAACGGCACAAAUGAUUGCCGGAGUAUUGGACUGGCCGGCAGGAACAUUUUGCAGCAAGAUUGAACAUGGUCAGGGUGAUUUGACAAUAACCCGAGAAAUUGACGGAGGAUUGGAGACAAUAAAAAUAAAAACACCAGCAGUGUUGAGCGCCGAUUUACGAUUAAACGAGCCACGCUAUGCGACACUGCCGAAUAUCAUGAAAGCAAAAAAGAAACAAAUCAAGAAAAUGACACCAAAGGAUCUUGGCGUUGACACUUCACCAAGAAUAGAAGUCGUUUCAGUCGAAGAUCCACCUGUUCGACAAUCGGGUUCAAUUCUACCCGACGUCGACACUUUAAUCACAAAACUCAAAGAAGCCGGACACGUAAAAUAAUAAUCAAUCAAAAAUUAAAAAAAAAAAUUGUUCAUAGAAACAAAUUCUUAGAUAAAAAAAAUAUAAUACAAUUUAAAGAAAAUUUUUCGAUAAACUUACAAACUAGAUAUUAAAAAGAUGAAAUAAUCCUUACAAACAAGAAUAAAAAGAACUAUAAAUAUAAAGAAAUUAUAAAUAAAGAAAUAAAACUUACGAGCUAUUAAAAAAAAUAAUUAUUGAACAACGUGUGAAUGAAAAAAACAUUUUAUCCGAUUGCUACACUUUAUUAAAUAGUGAUAUAAACAGAAUAACAUUGUUUUUUGUACAUUUUCAGAGAUAUAUAAUAAUUGUACAUUACACAUUGUUUAUAAAUUUGUACCGCUCGGAGACGUAAAAAAUGUCUCAUAAAAAUCAUAUUUUUUUAAUAAAAUACUCUCUUAUACAAUUA
Leptopilina heterotoma is the source of this 1707-nucleotide messenger RNA. It is a transcript of the gene Etfb, whose product is annotated as electron transfer flavoprotein subunit beta. The record is from RefSeq and is a predicted model, not a curated record. Bases 516 to 1280 code for a protein of 254 amino acids. Gene Ontology annotation, molecular function: electron transfer activity. NCBI's taxonomy places the organism in Eukaryota, Metazoa, Arthropoda, Insecta, Hymenoptera, Figitidae. The transcript is spliced from 4 exons. Gene Ontology annotation, cellular component: cytosol.